This is a messenger RNA of Propithecus coquereli (Coquerel's sifaka), 4961 nucleotides long. RefSeq names its product apoptosis-associated tyrosine kinase (gene LMTK1). Gene Ontology annotation, molecular function: protein tyrosine kinase activity; ATP binding. The coding region runs from base 14 to 3928 and encodes 1304 amino acids. The record is from RefSeq and is a predicted model, not a curated record. The transcript has 13 exons. Lineage: Eukaryota; Metazoa; Chordata; Mammalia; Primates; Indriidae. Gene Ontology annotation, biological process: brain development; peptidyl-tyrosine autophosphorylation.
CGUCAUCGUCCUCAUGCUGGCCUGCUUGUGCUGUAAGAAGGGCGGCAUCGGGUUCAAGGAGUUUGAGAAUGUGGAGGGGGAAGAGUAUGCGGCCGACUUCUCGGUGCAGGGCUCCCCGGCUGCGGCGGCACAGAACGGGCCCGACGUGUACGUCCUGCCGCUCACCGAGGUCUCCCUGCCCAUGGCCAAGCAGCCGGGGCGCUCAGUGCAGCUUCUCAAGUCCACGGACCUGGGCCGGCACAGCCUGCUCUACCUGAAGGAGAUCGGCCACGGCUGGUUCGGGAAGGUGUUCCUGGGGGAGGUGAACUCGGGCGUGAGCAGCGCGCAGGUGGUGGUCAAGGAGCUGAAGGCCAGCGCCAGCGUGCAGGAGCAGGUGCAGUUCCUGGAGGAGGCGCAGCCUCACAGGGCCCUGCAGCACAGCAACCUGCUCCAGUGCCUGGCGCAGUGCGCCGAGGUGACGCCCUACCUGCUGGUGAUGGAGUUCUGCCCGCUGCUGCUGGUGACCCGCUGCGCUCCCCGUCGGCAGGGAGACCUCAAGGGUUACCUGCGGAGCUGCCGGGUGACAGAGUCCAUGGCCCCUGACCCCCUGACCCUGCAGCGCAUGGCCUGCGAGGUGGCCUGUGGCGUCCUGCACCUGCACCGCCACAACUACGUGCACAGCGACUUGGCCCUGCGGAGCUGCCUGCUCACGGCCGACCUGACGGUGAAGCUCGGCGACUACGGCUUGUCCCACUGCAAAUACAGAGAAGACUACUUCGUGACCGCAGACCAGCUGUGGGUGCCGCUGCGCUGGGUCGCGCCUGAGCUGGUGGACGAGGUGCACGGCAACCUGCUCGUGGCGGACCAGACCAAGGCCGGCAACGUGUGGUCCCUGGGUGUGACCAUCUGGGAGCUCUUCGAGCUGGGCGUGCAGCCCUACCCCCAGCACUCGGACCGGCAGGUGCUGGCCUACGCCAUCCGGGAGCAGCAGCUCAAGCUGCCCAAGCCCCAGCUGCAGCUGACCCUGUCGGACCGCUGGUACGAGGUGAUGCAGUUCUGCUGGCUGCAGCCGGAGCAGCGGCCCACAGCGGAGGAGGUGCACCUGCUGCUGUCCUACCUGUGCGCCAAGGGCGCCACCGAGGCGGAGGAGGAGUUUGAGCGGCGCUGGCGCUCGCUGCGGCCCGGUGGGGGCGGCCCUGGUUCGGGGGUGGCGGGCCCCGCGGCGGAGCUCAUCUCCGCCUCGUCCUUCCCGCUGCUGGAGCAGUUCGCGGGCGAUGGCUUCCACGCGGACGGCGACGACGUGCUCACAGUGACCGAGACAAGCCGCGGCCUCAACUUUGAGUACAAGUGGGAGGCCGGCGGUGGCGCCGAGGCCUUCCCGCCGCUGCCGGGGGCCGCGCCCUGCCCGGGCCGCGCCGCGUGCCUGCAGGAGCUCUGCGCCCCCGACGGCGCGCCCCCUGGCGUGGUGCCCGUACUCAGUGCGCACAGCCCGUCGGUGGGCAGCGAGUACUUCAUCCGCCUGGAGGAGGCCGUGCCUGCCGCAGGCCACGACCCCGACUGUGCCGGCUGCACUCCCGGCCCCCCUGCCACCGACCAGGACGACGACUCGGAUGGCAGUGCCGCUGCCUCCCUGGCAAUGGAACCGCUGCUGGGCCACACGCCACAGGCUGACGGCCCCUGGGGUGGACGCGACCCCCACCCACGCAGGGGCCUCGGCAGGGACCCGUUCUGCCGCUCGCCCUCACCAGGGCCCCUGAUGCCCACGGAGUGCGGAGCCCAGAACGCAGAUUGGGGCGUGACCCCCUUCUGCCCGCCCCUGUUCAAGGACCCGCUGGGCGCAUCCCCCUCGGGGAGCUCGGGGGCCCGGCCAUCACUGGGUGAGGAGCUGGGGGAGGCUGGAGCGCCAAUGGCCGCCCAGCAGACACGCUGGAGCUCCAAUGUGUCGGCCAACAACAACAGCGGCAGCCGCGAUCCAGAGUCUUGGGACCCCGGCUACGGGGGCAGCUACAUGGACAACGGCCCCAGCCCGAAGCAGACCCCUGGGGCCUCCCCUGAGCGGGGCCACCCCCUGGCACAGGAGGGCCCCAGAGAGCCUCUGCUUGGGCUGCAGGCAGCCUCCCCUGGCCAGGAGCCAGGCUGCUGUCCCGACCUCCCCCAUCUGUGCCCUGCCCAGGGCCUGGCACCGGCUGUCUCCCUGGUCACACCCCCCUGGACAGAGGCAGCCGUUGGCGGGGGUGACCCCCAGGCAGAGCCCAAGCUUGCUGUGGAGGCUGAGGGCUCUGCUGGGCCCCUUCCCUCCCUCCCCUCCCCUUCCCAGCAGGGAGCCCUGCUUCCCUCAGAGGCGGCCGGUGCCCCUGACGUCCUGCCUGACUCGCCCACCGAGCCGGCUCAGGCUGCUGACAACGGUCGCAGCUGCUGCCACGAAGUGCAGGUGGCCAGCAGUGAGGACGAGGACACAACCGAGACCACUUCAGGCGUCUUCACCGACUUGUCCAGCGACGGUCUGCGCUCUGAGAAGCCGGACGUAGCGCCCGCCUUGCGCUCUCUGCAGAAGCAGGUCGGGACCCCCGACUCCCUGGACUCGCUGGACAUCCCGUUCUCAGCCAGUGAUGGUGGCGGUGAGGUCUCCAGCCCAUCAGCUACCGGCACCCCCAGCGGGCAGCCCCGAGCCCUGGACAGCGGCUAUGACACGGAGAACUACGAGUCCCCCGAGUUUGUGCUCAAGGAGGCGCACGAGUGCGAGCCUGAGGCCUUCGGGGAGCUGGCCCCGGAGGGCGAGAGCCCCGGGCCCGAGACUCGGCUCUCGGCUUCCCUCGCUGGCCUCAGCGAGAAGAACCCCUAUCGAGACUCGGCCUACUUCUCAGACCUGGAUGCCGAGUCCGAGCCCCCCACGGGCCCGAGGGAGAAGUGCAGUGGGGUCCAGGCCCCCGGGCCAGAGCCAGGCCUGAAAAGCCCGCAGAGCCCUGGGCAGCGGUCUGUGCCUGGGCCUGGGGUGCCCGGGGAGGCCCAGGGCGCUGGCCUCAGGGAGGCGCUGCCACCAUCGCUCUCGCUGGACAGGUCUUCCCCAGAGCCAAGCGCCAGCCCCAGGCCAGAGCCUCCUGAGUCCCCAGGCCCAGCCAAGGUGCCGCCUGUGCCCGAGCCCAGCAGCUCCAAGCUUGUCCUGCUGACCCCAGUGCCACCAAGCUCAGAAGGUGACAGCUCUGGGCUCCAAGGGACCCCAGGACUGUUGUCAGGGCUGGCCCCGCAGGAUCGGACAGGGGGUGUGGGUGCCCCCCGAACCCCGCUCUGCCUGGCUCUGCCCGGCCUCCCUGCAGCCUUGGAGGGCCGGCUGGAGGAGGAGGAGGAGGACAGUGAGGACAGCGACGAGUCGGACGAGGAGCUCCGCUGCUACAGCAUCCAGGAGCCCAGCGAGGAGAGCGAGGAGGAGGUGCCGGCGGUGCCCGUGGUGGUGGCCGAGAGCCAGAGCGCGCGCAACCUGCGCGGCCUGCUGAAGAUGCCCAGCCUGCUGUCCGAGGCCUUCUGCGAGGACCUGGACCGCAAGAAGAAAGCCGUGUCCUUCUUCGACGACGUCACCGUCUACCUCUUCGACCAGGAAAGCCCCACUCGGGAGCUCGGGGAGCCCUUCCCUGGUGCCAAGGAUUCGCCGCCCGCGUUCCUGGCGGGCAGCCCCGGCUCCCCCAUUGCCCCGGGCCGGCCGGGGCAGGAGGACUCGACCCGCGGAGGCUCCGCCGUGGAGGAUGGCGGUGCGUUCGAGUGGGACGACGACCUCCCGUCGAUGCCAGUCAAGGCGGCCUUCGCGAUGGCCCCCACCCCGGCCACACCCGCAUCGCGCUUCACCGUGUCGCCCGCGCCCGCGUCGCGUUUCUCCAUCACGCAUGUGUCCGACUGCGACGCCGACUCCACGGGAGGCUCUGCCGCGAGUGCAGAGAGUGGGAGUAAAGACGCUUGAGACCCACGAAGCUCCCACCCAUUGGGAGCUGGUGUCACCGGAGCGCCUGCCAGGCAGCAGCGAGGAUGGUGACCGGGAGUGAGUGUGGACGUGGUCCUGGUGGCUGUCAGCAGAUUCCGGUGCCUCCGUGGUCCCCGCAGCACCCUGCAGAAGCACUGGACAAGAGGCCCCUCUCUGGGGUGGUGGAUUGGCCAUGCCCCCCAGCCCCGUGCUGCCCUGGGGCCAGAAUUUAUCCUGGACGCUGGGUUUGCUGCUAGCCCUAGGGUGGGGCAUCUGUACACGCACGCACAUACACACACUCGAGAGGGCCUGCACCUCUGGGUCCUGCAGCUGCUGGACACUCGGCCUCUGAGGCCAGGGGACCUGCUCUUAGCCACCGGGAGCACAUUCCCUGUCCGGCUGGCUCCUUCGGUGUUCACAGGACACUUGUGCCCUUGGGCCAGCGAGGCAGAGGCCCCCGAGACAGCAGCAGGCUGCAAGCCUCUCUUGCCCCCGGCCCCCUCCUCCUGGCCCGCCUGGUUCUGGGUUUUGCUCAGCACAAGGAGAGGACCGUGGCUUUCUGACUCUGCUGCCCUCGUCUCAGUCUGUGGCUGUCCCCCUUGGCCGACUCAGCUAGACUGUAGCCCGCUGUGCCACGGGCCGGGGCCGCUCCCACCUGGGUCCCCCUGCUGGAACCUGGGGUGGGUGGCCAGAGACAUGGGGGAAGAGGGGUUACAGGCCACACCCCUGCCACAUGGGCCCCGUUCUAGAGUGCCCUCGGCGGGGUGGCGGGGGUGGCUCCUGUCUGCAGGGUGCUGCCUGGCCCAGUGCCUCAGCUGCCAAAGGAAGGCGGGAGCCGCAGCCCGACGUCAGGUGGGGGCUCCUGCCUGCAGGGACGGGGACGUGGUGUGGCAGCGCAGGGAAUAUUUUUGUAACUGCUGUUGCUGGAGCGAGUGGAAGCCGGGUGAGCUUAAGUUAUUGUUGCCAAAGAGAUGUAAAGUUUCUCAUUGCUUUGGGGGCACUUUGUUUUUGGUUUGUGUUUUUUGUUUUUUAU